Rhinolophus ferrumequinum (greater horseshoe bat) is the source of this 2060-nucleotide messenger RNA. RefSeq names its product serine rich and transmembrane domain containing 1 (gene SERTM1). The record is from RefSeq and is a predicted model, not a curated record. Lineage: Eukaryota; Metazoa; Chordata; Mammalia; Chiroptera; Rhinolophidae. Gene Ontology annotation, cellular component: intracellular membrane-bounded organelle. The transcript has 3 exons. Bases 619 to 942 code for a protein of 107 amino acids.
AUUCCCGCUGUGCCGGCUGCCGCGAGUGCGCCCCAGCUGCUUGUGCGCCCCAGCGGCGAGCCCCACAUUCCUGCGGACGGCUUCGCGGGCUCUGAUUGCCGAGACAAGGGGCGUCCGCGAGGAGCUCAGCCAGGCCCGGGGAAGUCGGCGGGUCCCGACCCCCAGGGUCAUCGGUCCCUGCCUGGGGACUCUCCACGCACACAGUCUGGCCGCUUUACCCCUUACAGUGCUCGCGUGAGUCUCUUCACCUGUUUUCGGUGGCUCCAAAUCCGAGGAAGUUUUACCUGGAGCUUUAGCUCCGGUUGGGCUCCGAUCGGCGAAACAGGGGCGCCAGCGGUGACUUCCCGAGUUCCCGGAAAACCUAGUGGGAAACCGCACCAGCUUCCUUCCCCUUUCCCCGGGUAUGAUGAGACGCUGGAAUCCUGCGUUUCCUGUCGAGCAUCAGUGGAAACCUGAUCCCCUGCUACCUUUGAAAAUCAAGUUUUGUUGGACUGAUUUAACUGCCUGAAAUUUUUGCUGAAGCUAUCGUGGGGAAAAAAAUGCUGAUUCUGUCCUUUGUAGCCCCUGUGUGAAACUUUGACUUGUAAUAUACUCACUCAUUCUUGGACUCUCAUAAAGAUGUCUGAACCCGACUCUUCAUCUGUUUUUUCGGGAAAUGUGGAGAAUGGAACUUUCCUUGAGCUAUUUCCCACAUCCCUGUCCACGUCGGUGGACCCAUCCUCAGGCCACCUGUCAAAUGUCUACAUCUAUGUGUCCAUAUUCCUCAGCCUUUUAGCGUUUCUGCUUCUGCUUUUAAUCAUUGCCCUCCAGAGGCUCAAAAAUAUCAUCUCCUCCAGUUCCUCCUACCCAGAGUAUCCAAGCGACGCUGGGAGUUCCUUCACUAAUUUGGAAGUCUGUAGUAUUUCCUCUCAAAGGUCCACUUUUUCAAACCUUUCGACGUGAUGAAAAUAGAAGAAUCCUUAAAUGCUGCAGCAGCUGAGGUUUUCCCUUAUGAGAAGUGUCACGUGAAGCAGUUGCCUCAUGAGAGAAAUGACCCUUUUGUUUUUGUCAACCAAUUAGACCUGUUUCUCCGUCUCCCUCACCCAUGACUUCUUUUUCCAUUCACUUGUGAAUGUAGAAGCUGAUGCUGACAGAGGUGCAUGCAAAACGCAUGUAUAGAAUUUCACACAAACCACUUGCCAAAUCCGGAGCUCAGGCUUCUCCAAGGUGGAUCAGUUCAUUCCAUUCUGUCGGACCUGAGGCAGAGUCUGAGGAGGGCCUCAGAGUGGGCGCUGUAUAUCGACUCUGCCUUUUGUUUCUCUUACAAAACUGUGAAACCAACUGAGCCAGCAGAAACUGGCAAAAGUAAGUCUGAGCUCUUCAGAAGGUAUUUUCCAUAUUUAAAAGAUAAAGCGGAAACACCAAAUUUUAAAAAAAGAGUCAAUGUAGAGCAUUGUAUAACCUAGAUUUAAUGUACAACAUUCCUAAAAUUGGAGGCAAAAAUAUGCAAACUGUUUUAUUUAAUUUCACGUUAACUAAUGAGAACUACAUUUACUGAUGGAUUAAGUUGUAUCAGGAAAAGUUUUAGAAGAGUUUAACUUUUAAUUGUGCAGUUUGUAAUGUAAUUCUUCGUCGUGAGGUUUUUUUUCCUCCUUAUGUUAUAGUCGUAAUGCCCUAGAGUUGUGGAAUUCUUUGUGGUAAUUGCUGUUACUAUUACUAAGAGAAGUACCAGAGGAGACACCAAGUUUUUAUUCUAUACCUAGUUCCCUCAGUGAGAAUUGAGCAUAUGGAAACUACUGAUUCAGUUGUGCUUUAUACAGUAAUCACUCCUGGCAGUCGUGUAUGUUCCCUAAUUCAGUUUCAUAGUCUAUCUAAGUUUAGUGCAGAAUUAAGGCUCUGAGAAUGUCAAGUGCUUGUUCCCUCUCAUUAGGUUGCAAAACUUAGAGACUCCAUUGCUAAUCGACAUGUUAUCAUCGACUCCAUGAAUGUCUCUGAGCAGUGUUGUUGUAUGUUACCUUAAUACUCUGCAUCUAGAUUCCAAGAUAUGGGUUUGUAUUAAAAAAUUAUAAAGACUUACGUUG